UUGAUGACACACGGAAGAAAGUGAAGGACGAGCUCAGCAGUGCUUUCGAAGGGGGAACAUCUGCAGUCACCUUUACCAGCGACAUGUGGACAUCACGCGCCAACGAGAGUUAUGUGAGCUUCACUUGCCACCUUCUCACUCCAAGUUUUAGGAUGAAGUGGUUCACGCUUAACACUCGCCACAUGGAACUUGUUAGCCACUCCGCCGAAAACAUUGCGCAAAUGCUUGUCGAGAUGUGCGCGGAAUGGGAAAUACCGGAUGGCUGCCGCAAACACAUCGUCACAGAUAACGGACGCAACAUCCGUGCCGCGGUCAGAAGGCUCCCGUGGACUGAGCGUGCGUGUUUCGCCCACACCCUGCAGCUAGCAAUUCACGAUGCAAUCUCCAACACACCGUCAAUUGGCCGUCUGUGCAAGAAAGCGAGGCACAUCGUGGGCCACUAUAAGCACAGCUCGUCUGCGCAAAAGAGAUUAGAUGAGUACCAGAAGAAGAUGGGCAAGGAUCCACUUCGUCUGGUGCAAGAUGUAGAUACGAGGUGGAACAGCCAAUACCUAAUGCUGUCCCGCCUCUUGGAAUUGAAGGAGGCUGUCUCUGUUGAGCUGGCAACGUCAAAUUGCAGCAUUGAUGGUCUCUGCUCAGCAGAAUGGAAAGAGGCUCUUGAAUAUCUGGACGCACUGAAGCCCUUAUAUGAUGCAACUGUGAUAACUAGCGCAGACAAAUACCCAUCACUUUCCACUCAGAUACCAAUUAUUUUUGGUAUGCUAAGUUGCCUCAGCAACUUUUGCGGCACAACAGGCUUUCAUAAGGAACUGGCAAGGUCUCUCAAUACCAGAUUCCCCUUAUAUACCGAGGACAAAGAAGCAUGCUUGGCUAUGUUUUUGGACCCACGCUUCAAGUCAACGGUAUUCAGAAACAACAAACAAAAGUUGGUGUGGCUGAAAGAUCUGGUGCUUCAGGAUGUUGCCCUAUGCCCUGCUGUGGAAGUCGUGCAGCCAACAGCAAAAGUGCAGGAGCCACAACAGUUUGUGCAGCCAUCCUCUGAUGUUUGGAGUGCAUUUGAUAAUCUUGCAAGUAGUCAAGUAGCAAGUACACCACUGUCUACUUCAGAAUGGGAAAUUAAAGCGUAUUCUGAAGAAGCCCUACUGAAGAAAGACAGUGACCCAUGUGACUGGUGGCGGACUGUGGGCACCUUCAGAUACCCCAUUCUGGCAAAGCUUUGCCCCAAGUACUUGCCCAUACCAGCCACUUCAGUUCCAAGCGAGCGUGCCUUUUCAGUAGCAGUGGAGGUUGUCUCUGUUCGGAGGGAGCGCCUCCUGCCUGAUCAUGUGGAGCAACUCAUAUUCCUCCAUGAUAACAUGUAGUCAUU
Messenger RNA from Rhipicephalus microplus (southern cattle tick), 1366 nucleotides. Its product is annotated as zinc finger BED domain-containing protein 4. Lineage: Eukaryota; Metazoa; Arthropoda; Arachnida; Ixodida; Ixodidae. Gene Ontology annotation, molecular function: protein dimerization activity; DNA binding. The record is from RefSeq and is a predicted model, not a curated record.